Poecilia latipinna (sailfin molly) is the source of this 5218-nucleotide messenger RNA. RefSeq names its product pleckstrin homology domain-containing family A member 7. The coding region runs from base 1643 to 5089 and encodes 1148 amino acids. The transcript has 22 exons. Lineage: Eukaryota; Metazoa; Chordata; Actinopteri; Cyprinodontiformes; Poeciliidae. Gene Ontology annotation, molecular function: protein binding. The record is from RefSeq and is a predicted model, not a curated record.
UGUUGUUCUUUCACAUAAAAUUCAAAUAUAAAACACUGAUGUCCUAAUGUGUUAAAAUGUGGGGAAAGUUAGGAGGUAAAGACACGUUUGCAUGUCUCUGCAACACACGGAUAGAUAAGCAUUUCCAUAAAGAGAUAUUUUUGUGGUUUAUCACACAGGUUCACAUUUAUGUGCAUUCAUGUGUUUAGUCUAUUCUAGUUGUGCUUCACAGAUUGGAUUAUUAAUCACAUCUUUACCUGCCCCUCCCCCCCACCUGUUGGAGCAGCGUCCAUUACAGCCAACUGUCUGUCUGUCAGUGUCUCUGUCGACACCGAACGGCAGGAAGCCUCUCCGCUCCCCGAGGCGCAGCUUUUUCUUUUUACUGUUGUUUGUCUUUACAGUUCAGCCUGACAGCGCUAUGAGCAGAUGCUCGUUUUUCUACGAAUCCAUCCAGACUCAUGUGGGAGGGUCUACAUGUCACGGCUGUUUUUGUUCGAAGGGUGAAAGCCCAUAAAAACCAAACGGUUGCCUCAGCCCGAGUUGUUAUGACAAGUUGCUGUGGUAACGCCUUGGCACAGAAAGCUCAGAGCCAAUCACACCUGCAGCCUUUGCCCCUUGUUCCUAAUUAAAGCCUGAGAUAAAUGGUGUUUUAUACUUCUGGCCGGACGGGAUCAUCUGCUCAUCUGUCUGCUGAGUUCUGUUCACGACAAGGCAAACGUGACACAAAACGCUUUUCCACUUUGUGACAGUGUGGAAUCUGUUAAGGUUCAAUUUUGAUCCAUUUACAUGAACUUUCUAAGGUCCUGAAAUGUGGAAACCAAAGGUUUUUAAAGGUGUGCUUUCUUUCUAUCAUUAUAUUAAGUUUUCAUGUAUAAUCACUGCAACGAAAGAUACAAGUCGUCUGGAUUCUUUGGUUCUAAAUUGUGUGUGUUUUUUUUUUCUAUUUUCUUAUAAUGUAGGUCAAAUAUUGGAGAGUUUACUUAUUAUUUUGGCCUCUCUAGAAAAAAUAAAGUAUCUUUUUUAGUGUUCUUUUUUCCCAGUAAAGUGACAGUAUUGCUGUUUCUCUUCCCCUUUCCUAAAAUAUAUCCAAUUUUCUUUUUCAAUUUUACCAUCUCUUAAAGGUAAAGCUCUCUUAAAUCAAUCAAAUACCUAUAAAGUGCUAAAACUGCCUGUUUAAUUUCACCUUAACACCCUGAAUCCAAUAAGUCCAAAGUCUUUCAGGGGACGACAAAAUGAAACGGCUGUCUGCUUUGUGAAGCCUGGGUUUCUUUCAUUUGGCCUACGAGGUUUUCUGCACGAAUCUGGUUCAUGUCCACCAAACUCUGCUCAGUUUGAGUUCAGCAGGAUUUCCAGACACUCUGAUGCUGAAAACAGCAGAAGGGGGUUGGAACGAGGUCGCCAUGUUGCACUACAAUGAAAAACAAACACAUUUGAUUGGUUGUAUUUGUUGAUUAAACUCCAUCUCCAGCACAUCCACGGUCAGCUGCAUAUCACACCCUGCUCCCCACACCCCUCCAUGCUCCCCCUGCCCCUCUAUUUACCGAACCCUCUCCCCUCUCUUGUUGCCGUUGGCCGGCUGCCUGGCUGGGACCUCCCUCCCUCCCUGUGAGUGUGUUGAGCCGUCCAGUGAAAGCCCGCCCAUAAAUAGGCUAGCCACACCGGUAUGCGUUCAUACAUUUACAAGCAGAGCUCUGUGAUUGGCUCACAGGCAGAGCACACUGGCAUGCGGACGUAUUACUUCAGCACUGACACCCAGGAGGACAUGAGCACCUGGCUGAAGGCCAUGAACCAGGCAUCGCUGAUGCAGAACCACCCCGACAGCCUCAGACCCGUUGACCAAGUCACCUCGUUGUUGCAACAAGCUGUCCCGCAGACAAACCACGUGAAUCACCAGAAGAUGAAGACCGUAGACUCUGAGACCACAAAAGCAAUCGUCCACGAAGUUCUGCUGGAGCCCAUCCAUCGUAACACAGAGGAGCUCUACAGCUUUCACCAGGACGCCGGCAACGUCACCCUGGACCGCCACGCGGGGACCGCCUCUUUGGAGACGGACAAACAGAGCCCCCUUACAUCCAGACCGCCAGCCGCCUCCGCCCUCCCGCUGUCGGACCGCGCGUCCGCCUCUGCUCCCGUGUCCAGGGUGACGUCCCGCGCUCCGUCCCGCUCUGCCUCGACGUUGCCCUCCAGCCUUUGCACGAGGAAUGGCCUGGUGUCCACGCCCAGCCCCAUCCUGGAGCCCAACGGCAUCGCGGCGGGGACGUACCAGAGAGCGCCGGAGCCGGCAGCCUCCGACACAUUCAAGCAUCUGCAGAGGAGAAACACUCUGGAGCAGGUGGAGCAGUGGGUCAAAGUUCAGAAGACUGAGCAAAGGGGCCCUCCCUCCAGAGAAAACACCCUUCCCCGUCGGACGCCGCCCACGCAGCACAAGUACACCUCCAUGGAUGCCUUUCAGACUUUGCCAAAAACUCCGCGCCACAGCCCCCCGUCGGGUCGACUCGGCGAGUACAAGUACGCCCAGGACCGCCUGAGUCACUUCCGCCUCACCCCAGACCAGGGGGGCCCGGGGUCCAACACCGUGCUGCAGCUGUACGAGUGGCAGCAGCGCCAGCAGUUCCGCCACGGCAGCCCCACGGCGCCGAUCUACACCCCGGCCCCGGAUUACCCGUUCGGGCCCCGCCCUCCGUCCACCGUGCCGCCCUCCUCCUCAUUGCGCAGGUCGGAGGGGUCUCCUCGCUGCGUGUCGGUGCCGCCGUCGGCCGCAGACAUCCCGCCACCGGGACCUCCGCCAGGCACUAGCAGGACGCUGUCCCCCAACCGAAGGCCGCACACUCCCGCCGAACGGGUGACCGUAAGGCCCGCUGGGGACGGGCCCCUGCUGAACGUCCCCUUCACCGUGUCCCCCCGCAGGAGCAAGUCUCAGAUGCUGAAGGCUGCCACUAUUGAGAGACGCUCGAUGCCUCCAACUGGCUACAUCACUCACACAGUCAGCGCUCCCAGCCUUCAUGGCAAGACGCCGGAGGAGCUCACUCUGCUCCUCAUUCAGCUGCGCCGCCACCAGGCCAAGAUGGCCGCUGUGCGUCAGCAGACCUUAGCUCAGAUCCAGCGGCUGAGCGCUCCCAGAGAGUCCUGCCACCAAAACCGCCUCCUCACCACUGUCGCCGCUAGCGACAGCCCCCUCCUCCUCAGCGCCACCGCGUCUCCUGAGUCGCACCUCGGAGAUGUCGGCCCCUGCAGCGUCCAGGCCGAUGACACGUACAUGCAGCUGAAGAAGGACCUGGAAUAUCUGGACCUAAAGAUCAGAGCUCUAGAGCCGCUGAUCCUCGCAGUUCACAGUUUACUACUGCACUGCACUGCUGGGCCACUCAGGCCUUUAAUGAACGUAGCUGGAAGUCAGGUGCUGAAGGAGGCGGGGAAGCCUGUCAAGGUUGCAGAAAGCGAUGUGGAUGUGAAGUUGAGUCGGUUAUGUGAGCAGGACAAGAUUCUGAAGGAGCUGGAGGUGAGGAUCAGCUCCCUGAAGAACGACAAGGACAAGUUGGAGAGAGUGCUUGACGUGUCUCACCAGCAGAUGGAGCAGUACCAGGAGCAGCCAGCUCACGUCCACAAGAUCGCCUACCAGCAGAGGCUGCUGCAGGAGGACCUGGUGACCAUCAGGGCCCAGAUCUCCCGCGUCUCAACGGAAAUGGCGCGUGCGUGGGAGGAGUACAACCGACUGGAGCAAUCAGUGGAGCUGCUAAGGCUGGCACUGCAGGCACACAUGGCCCACAACGACACGUCUCAGCAGGAAAAGGCCGAACUGAAGCGGGAGCUGUGGAGGAUCGAGGAUGUCAUGGGUGGUCUUAGCACCAGCAAAGCCAACUACAAGAUAACUGUGGACUCUAUUCAGAAUCCAGCAGACAGGAGAUUAGUGCCUUCGGUGUCGGACCAGGCGGUGCCUUCUGGCGGCACGGAGGUCCAGCCUCCCCCCCGCAGCUCCAUCUCCCACACUUUGCCUCACAGCACCGUGCCAAAGUGGGCAGAGGACGACGCCCCGCCCAGGCCGCCACUGCCUCGUCUCUAUGACUACGAGGAGACGCCCCCCGUGGUGCCCCCGCUCCCCAAGGAGGCCUCAGUCAUCCGCCACACAUCGGUGCGAGGGCUCAAACGCCAGUCGGACGAGAGGAAGCGGGACAGGGAGGGCGGCCAGUACAUUGCCAAUGGAGACUGUAAGACUGAUUUGAGGUCAUACCUGAGCGAACCAGAGCUGCCAGGAAGCAGCCAGCCAAUCACAGCGUCUGAAGCCGACUACCAGUAUUACCCAGGCAAAGGUUUGUUAGGAACCACGUCUCGGCUGGACCAGUCCAACUCCAUCUCAUCCUACGUCACCUUGAGGAGGGCUCCCGGCAGCGCCGCACCAAAGGACCGACCUAAAAGCGCCUUUGAGCGUCUGUCGUCCCCCACGGAGGGCGGCCCGCCCCUCAGCAGCCAAACCCGAGGCCGGAUGACCGCCGAGGAGCAGCUGGAGCGCAUGAAGCGCCACCAGAGGGCGCUGGUCCGCGAGCGCAAGAGGAACCUGAGCCACGGCGAGCGCUCCGGCGGCGCGGGCCCAGUGGCAUCAGGCUCUCAGCGCUCGUCGUCGGCGUCAUCCCGACUGCCCUCCAGCCCCUCCGUGUUCGACUGGCAGCAGGAGCGACCAGGAGCUGAAGGUCAGAGCGACGAAGGCCUGAAUCUGGUCAGAGAGAGGGAGACGAGGGACUCUGAUGAGUGGAUGACGGUCACCGCCAGGCGCGUCCAGGAGGCUGACCUGGAGCCCCUGGACUACGACCUGGACAUCAGCCGGGAGCUGUCCAAACCGGACAAAGUUGUGAUCCCGGAGCGCUACGUGGAGUCAGACCCGGAGGAGCCUCUGAGUCCAGAGGAGCUGGAGGAACGCGGCCGGCGCGCAGAACGUAUCAAGAACCUUCUCACCAGGUCCAGUGUCCAGAACAUCCAGCCAUCAGCAUCGCUGGAAUUCAACGAGCUGGACAACGCCAUGGAGGAGCAGGAGAGGAUCAUGAGCGUCUCCUACGCGCUGGCCUCAGAGGCUUCACGCAAGAGUAAACUGGUCGCAGCCAAAGCUGCUGCUCAGCCCUGAGCCACAGGACCAGCAGAGGAGACUCAAUUAUACAGAAGAAGGUGCCGUGUAGAAGGAGCUCCACAUUUUUCAUCAAAUUAACUUAUUCAGUCAUUAAAGCAAUAUUUUUAAAUAUAAUUUUAAUACACA